This is a messenger RNA of Pomacea canaliculata, 760 nucleotides long. RefSeq names its product 40S ribosomal protein S11-like. The record is from RefSeq and is a predicted model, not a curated record. NCBI's taxonomy places the organism in Eukaryota, Metazoa, Mollusca, Gastropoda, Architaenioglossa, Ampullariidae. Gene Ontology annotation, cellular component: ribosome; cytosolic small ribosomal subunit. Gene Ontology annotation, biological process: translation. Gene Ontology annotation, molecular function: structural constituent of ribosome.
AUUCAGGGGUGGCUACUCUCACACAUCAGCCCCUGCAAGGGAAACGUGUGAACCCCGUUCCGGUCUUUUCCUCACUCGUUCACCAUGGCGGAACAGACAGAGAGGUCCUUUCAGAGGCAGCCAACUGUAUUUCUUAAUAAAAAGUCCAUCCUGACCGGGAAGUCCAAGAAAAAUUUGCGCUAUGUUCGCAAUGUUGGCCUUGGCUUCAAAACACCACGUGAGGCUAUUGUGGGAACCUACAUUGACAAGAAAUGUCCCUUCACUGGCAACGUAAGCAUUCGUGGCAUCUUAUCUGGGGUGGUGCUCAAGAUGAAAAUGCAGCGCACAAUUGUCAUUCGUCGGCAAUACCUGCACUACGUUAAGAAGUACAAUCGCUUUGAAAAGCGACACAGAAACAUGUCUGUUCACCUCAGUCCGUGCUUCAGAGAUGUGAAAGUCGGUGAUGUGGUCACUGUUGGAGAGUGCAGGCCUCUAAGCAAGACCGUGCGGUACAAUGUUCUUAAAGUGACAGCCAAGUCUGGAGCCAAGAAGGGUUUCCAGAAAUUCUAAUGGUAUUGGCUCGUUCUUCUGAAAGGAAUUGGAGGUUCUGUGUGCAUUUUGACAUUAACGUUCAGCAGAAAUGGCAUGGUAUGUACAUCUAUCACUGUGCAGUUUUGCUGCAUCCAUGGAAAGUGCAGAGCUCUGAUGUCCUGUCAACUUAAAUGCAUCAUCAUUCAGAUGAUUUUUUGUUCCCACAAAUAAAGUCAUCUGCAAAUGGGUU